AUAACUUAAUUUUAAAAAAAUAUUUUUGUGGAACUCGAAAUUACAUGAAUAUAAUCAUCCACCAUUUUUCAUUCUGAAUAAAUUAUAAUUUUAUUUUUCAUUUUUUUCAUUUUAGUGAUUUAUUGGAUAGUUUAAUUGAUAACAUAAUGGUAAACAAAUGUGUGGGAGUUGAGAAAGGAGAUAAACAUGGAAUAACUAUAAAAAAAUUAAAAAUAAAAGAUUGUAAAAGAAAAUAAUGAAUAAAAGAACUUACGUUGGUCUCAAUUCAAAAAAACAUAGCGCUUUGGCUUUUGUGUAUAGGUGGUUAUUUGAAAAACUAGUUUCAUUUUAGGGAAUCAUUUUUUCCAAAAUCUUGAUCAGCAAAAAAAAUAGUUUUUCAAAAACAAAAGUCAUAAAGCAUUUCAAAAACUAAAAACAAUCAAGCUCCAAACGUAGAUUUCCAUUUUUUAAGGAAUGACUAGCUUUAGUUGACAAAAAAAAGGAAUGACUAGUUUCAUUUUAUCGAUGACGGUGAAUUACAAGAAUACCACUUUCACUAGCUUGCAGACCAAGUCAUUUUCUUUAACUAAUAAUAUUUUUACACACCCGACCUUGUUCCCCUAUAAAUACCAAACCACCACAAGUGAAACAACACAAACUACAAAGAGAAACACACAAAAGUGAAGUCAGUCAAAUCCAAUUCAAAACAAUCAACCAUGGUUGCAAGAAGUGAGAAUCUUGAUCGGACGGUGGAAAAUAGAGCGCAGGAUAGCAAGAAACUUGAUCGGACUGUGGAAGGUACGGCGGGGAAUAACGAGAAACUUGAUCGGACGGUGGAAGGUAAGGCGGCGAACUGUCUGAUGCUGUUAUCAAGAAUUGGGGAAAACGGCGGAGGAGGCCGAGAGAGUCGUGUUUACAGAUGCAAAACGUGUAUGAAAGAGUUCUCAUCGUUCCAAUCUUUAGGAGGCCAUCGCGCAAGCCACAAUAAACACGUUGACAACAGCAGCAGCGACGAACAGUCGUCACUUUUUUCGGGAUCCAUCGCUAAGACCAAGAGGAAGACCACGAACACAACAAGGUCGCAUCGUUGUCCGAUAUGUGGCGUGGAGUUUCCGAUAGGACAGGCUCUUGGUGGUCACAUGAGGAAGCAUAGGAACGAGGAAGAGGCUAGCGGCGCGUUGGUUACACGCUCUUUUUUCCCUGAGGCGGCGACUUCGAUGAUUACGACAUUCAAGAAAUCGAGUAGUGGGAAAAGAGUUGCGUGUUUUGACUUGGGGCCAGAUUCUGUGGAGAGUAGCAUCAAUUUGAACUUGGAGUUAGGAAGUAGCAUGUACUGAUUUUCCAUAUUCAUCUACUGUAGUUGCUAUUCCUUAGUUUUAUAGAGUAAGCUAGCAUCUUGAUUUUGCAUAGAGUCGUUGUAUAUGGGAUAUGAUUUUACAUGAAAGCUCGCAGGGUUGAGAUAUGAAUGUUGCAGUAGUUUUGAAACUAGAAUAUAACUAUUGUGACAGGUCUAGUUGUUAUGGUUAACCACAACCGAAUUUGAAAAGUUUCAUGAUCACUGACAAUUCAGAACAGAUGUUUGUAUUUGGGAAAAGC
Molecule: messenger RNA, 1575 nt
Organism: Brassica napus (rape)
Lineage: Eukaryota; Viridiplantae; Streptophyta; Magnoliopsida; Brassicales; Brassicaceae
Product: zinc finger protein ZAT8-like
Exons: 1
Coding region: 696-1316 (206 amino acids)
Biological process (GO): response to chitin; response to stress
Source: RefSeq, a predicted model, not a curated record